UCAUUCCAGAAAUGUUCUUCUGAAUGCUUAGAGAGGUACAAUGUGGGAGAGGGCAGUGUGCCCCACACAGGAGUCACUUGUGGUUUGCUUGAGAGACCAAGAUCAGGACCCUGAGGAGGGCUCAGCCAUGUGCCAGCUGCAUGGUGAGGUGACUCUGCUCCUCUCUGAGCCUCCUCUAGGGCCGGCAUGGCUGACACCAGAUGGCAACAGCUGCCUUCUGGAUGGCCGUGAGGAGGAGUCAAAAGUGUUUUGAGCAUACAGUAGGUGCUCAUUAAAUGUUUAUUUUCAUUUCCACUGUGUCUGGCCUCAUCCUGAGGGAAGGAGGAGGAUGUGGACUAACCUGGUGCUCUAUUGCUUCAGCCCCGCUUUACCAGGCUCCCACACACAUGUGCUCUUGGGUGCACCCAGGGAAGAAGCAAAAUUGCCCAGCCCUUGUAGCCUUCUGUUUUCCUUCAUGGAUAUCUACUAUGGAAACUAAAAGUGCUGAAUAUAGGAAGGAAAAACUUGGAGCCUGGGCCACACUAUUAAAGGCAGACCUGCUGUGAUUCAUUCCCUUCCCUCAGGGAGCACUGAAGGCCUCCUACUGCACGCGGGACCACAGUGGGCGUCAAGAGCGCCAGGAGAUAGGCCUGAUGCCAGGAGUCAGGCAGCUCUGGGAAUUCUGAGAAAUGAGAGGGCCUUUCCUAAUAGCCUAGAGAUGAAGUCCCCGAGCAAAUACCUCAGAGAUGGACUCUGAGCCGGGCCUGGGCAGGCACAGAGUGGCUGCCAGUUCCCAGGGUGCUCAGCUCAGCACAGUGCAUCCUUGUUCUUGUCUCCAGCGAGGCUUCUGGACUGACACAAGGACCAGGACCAGAAUGCCAGUCCCCAAGAAGUGCCUGCCCCCUGCCUUGCCUUUGGUUAUCCCCUCCCCCUUUUGCAUGAAGUAGCCACUGAGGUGACAAGGUGUCCGCUCCUGUCCCAACUGGGAGCCUCACAGGGGCUUCUGUUUGGAAAGAACUCUGGAGCCUCCUUCUUUGUCUCAAGGGAGGCUGUGAGCCACAGAGAGCAGGAAAUGCCUUCUUUUGGCCUGUUUUACAGAUAAGGAAACUGAGGUCCAGGAUGGCUAUUCUUGGCCAUAACUGCACAGCUGAAUAGCUUCCAGAAGAGAUCAGAACCCCUGCUCUGGGCCCUGUGGUGAUGGAAGAGGAGGGGUGGGCAGCACUUCCUGGGUGAGGUAAGGAUGAGACAGCCCCAGGCUAGUCAGAGGUCAGUUGUGAGCUGUGUCCUUCACUGAGGGAAGUAGGCCCAGAGAGGGCUCUGACUCGCCCAAGGCCACACAGCCUUGAAUGGGCCUCACCACCCACACAGCAGAGGGUCAUCCUCAGCCUGGCUGGCAGUGAGCAGCAGGACGGGUCUCCACGAAGGAGAGGGGAAGGCUUUGCUCAUGAGACCUCCCCCUCUAACCCAGCUCUUGGCAAGGCCUGUGGAGCAGAACCAGGAGAGUGGAGAGGGGGCGUGGGAUACUUUGGGGGUGACUUGAGGAAGUCCAGCAUGGAUGGAAAGGUACCUUGGGGGUUGCAGAAGAACCUCAGGACUCCCUGAGGUGCUCCAGGCACAGAGGGAGGAGCAAAGCCUUCCACCUUCCCCCUCCUCACAGAGUCUAGGGCGGGCCAGGCACCCGGGAGGAGGCGGUGUCCCUGGCUCUGGGCCCAAGGUGCAGCCUGAGGGCGGGGUGGACCAGCAGGGGCGGGGCACAGUGCCUGGUGUUAUAAGAGGCAGCUAGGGCACAGAGGCAAUGAGCUACCAGCUCAGCUUAGCAGCAGGACGCUGGCAACAGGCGCUCCCUGCUCCAGUCCAGCACCUCACUCUGCCGCUGCUAUGGUCUCCAUGCUCGCAGCCUGGUGCUCCAUCGCUUUAGCUCUGCUCGUGGUCCUGCAUGAAGGGAAGGGCCAGGCUACCUCUACUCUGAAGCCACUGGGGCUCUCACCCAGGGCCCAAGGCACCCACCUGAGGCUUCGCCGUUGCUCCUGCAGCUCCUGGCUUGACAAAGAGUGCAUCUACUUCUGCCACCUGGACAUCAUCUGGGUGAACACUCCGGGACAGACAGCUCCUUACGGCCUGGGAAACCCGCCAAGACGCCGGCGCCGCUCCCUGCCAAAGCGCUGUGAGUGCUCCAGCUCCAGGGACCCUGUCUGCUCCACCUUCUGCCAUCGAAGACCCUGGGCUGAAGCUGUGACAGUCCCAAUCAAUCAACCCCUCUCACACGUGUUCCAGACUGGCAAGACAUGGGCCACAGAAGGAGCGCUCCUCCAGAGGUUGAGUAUUUCUGAAGAUGGUAGAGUUGGGGGUGCCAGCCAGGACUUCAAGCAAAGUGAAAAUGUUGGAACCCUCAUAAAGAAGCACUGCCAUCUCAGCACACAAGAGAUCUGCCAGGAAAGAGACAUCCCUUCACACCCAGGUAAGGCAACCACUUGGACCAGAACACAUGCUGUCUCCAUGGCAGCCACACAGGCAGGAAUGCAGUGCCGAGUGUGGCCCAGGCUAGGCACCAUCAAGCCUUAGCAGUCAAAGUACAGGAAACCUCAAAGAAGAACAAAGACAAGACACCAGCUGCUCUGAGAAGAGUGACCUCACUCUAUCCACUCCCCAAAUCCCUCAGAGCGAUAAUCCCUCCCCUUCCCUUCAAAUUCUUUGUUCUCUGCCUGCUCUAGGCUGACUCCCUUUCGAACUCAGCCCUCUUGCUGGCUGGGCAUUCAAGUAUUAAAUAAACAAGCCUUGUUGCUCACACAAUGCCUGACCAGAAUAUUCUCUUUCUCCCCCUCUCUCUCUCUCUCUCUCUUUCUCUCUCUCCCUCUCAUACCUUUAGUGCUGAAACCUGGAAUAGGGUGACUUUCCCUACAGGGCUUUCAAAACCCUAUCUUGAGCCUUUUGUCUUGAAGAGACCAUUGGGUCCUCCGACUGUGCCUGGGCCAUAUUCCAGACAGCCUCACUGACCACUUCAGAUUGAGUAAGACUUUCCCUUC
Messenger RNA from Heterocephalus glaber (naked mole-rat), 3002 nucleotides. RefSeq names its product endothelin 2 (gene Edn2). Gene Ontology annotation, biological process: regulation of systemic arterial blood pressure by endothelin; regulation of vasoconstriction; intracellular calcium ion homeostasis. The record is from RefSeq and is a predicted model, not a curated record. Gene Ontology annotation, cellular component: extracellular region. Gene Ontology annotation, molecular function: endothelin B receptor binding; hormone activity. NCBI's taxonomy places the organism in Eukaryota, Metazoa, Chordata, Mammalia, Rodentia, Bathyergidae.